AUGUCACAUCCGCUCGUGGCAGCCGUGUGGGAACAGCUAGGACGCCGUGAUCUUGCCAACAUACUACGUGAAAUUAUCGGGGAGCAUGCGCUCGACAUCGCGCUCUACCAACAGGAUGCCCAGGCCCCGGUCGAGCCGCUCAUCCGGUCCGUCUUCUGGAUCAAGACCAUUUUCGAUGCCCAGCGAACCUACCUCCAGGGUCUGAGCAGUGUUCGCGACUGCCACCCUUACUUCCUACCCUAUCUACUACCAUCCGAAAGUGUCUUCUCGGCUCUGAUGUACUUGGUCAAGAUUAAGAUUGAGCUCUUCCCCUGCCCCAAGUCGACAGAUGGGGAUCUCAUCCGAUACAGGCUCCUCAUCGCGCAUACACUACUCGUGGGUAUUCGAGUCCUCCUGCUGCGCGGGGAGACGAUAGAUACCGACCGGAAGUUUAAGUUGGAGCGAGCAAUGAGAGCGGCUUGGCGAAACCCGGACCUGUCAAAUGUCGAGCGAUUCUUGAUCACCGACCUCCUCCCAAAGGCCAUUGCUAGGAUCGGAUCAUCGGAUCUGUCAGCGACCCAGGCGUUUCUAUUGGACAGCGGAAAGCCUUAUCUUCCUCCCUUCGCGACGGGUCUUUAUCCGCUUACGGGGGCGCCAGAUAGGCUUAUCACUGACCUUUUGACGGGCGUGAUGAAGAAUGAUGCGGAUCAAUUGGUUUCUUUCUGUCUCCUACUCGAUAUUUUAUGGGCAGUUGACUCGGCUGUCAUCCAAUGUCACAUCGAUCGCCGUCGGGUCUCCCAAGAGCAAGGCUACACGAGCCCUGCGGCUUACCAAGUCGAUGAGGCCUGUGACCAAGCACAAGACAUUAAGAAGAAGCUCACGAGGACGAUGCUGGCUGCCUUUGACGAUGAGUUUAAUAAUGCGCCUCUUCGAAUCUUUGCGACUAUAAUUCUGAGUCAGACUGCUGGAGAACACCCGCCAUUGCAGACACGGAGAAUCCGAGAUACUUGGUCCCAGAUGUCCCCUAUCCGGAACUCAUGGGAGAAGGCCUCGGGUCAGUUCGUACGGUGGCUCAUCAAUCGCAGAGUUCAGCUGUGGGACUGCAACGGAGAACUUGAGGCCUUUUCCCACGAUUACCAACAACACCUCACUCAAUGGCUGCAGAGCUCGUCUGCUAGUGAGGUGGAUCGGAAAGCGCAAUUGAAAACAGGACGAUCUAGUGCUGUCUACGUUGUCAACUGUCCUGCAGUACACCCGGUACCCGGAACACUACUGGAGGAGAGCUUAAGGAGCCAUGACAAGAGAGCAUACGAGCAAUUACAGGGAAACCCCGACUUUCUGACGAUGAAUAUCGAUUGCCCCCUCUGCCCGGGUAAUAUCAAAAUACAGCAUGCCCGAAUGAUUGAGCCUCUCGAGCAGUUAUCAGAUGCCCUGCAUUUCCUGUCAGACUCGGAUGCUGACGGACGCGAUUCCCUUCCGACCUCAAGAGAUACCACAUCCUGUUCCAGCUCGCUCAGUCAUUCAACCAGUCAGUCGUCACGGCUCGAGUCCACGGAACUGUCCAAACGCCCAAUCUCGCCUCCAACAUACCCAGCUGCAUUGUCGAAAGUGACAAGCAAACAGCCGAUGGCCACCACGUCGGAGGUCUUCACUCCAAUCUUAUCGCGUAGCAGGACGGACCAGACCUUUGACAGGCAAGCGAUCAAGACCCUUUCCCGAGACCUCAAGAAUGUCAAGUUGCCCUUUGCUGGUGGCACAGGCCUGUUCCGGAAAAAUUCUUCGAGGGGACACCAGUUACCUCGCCAGCCCCGAUUUUGCUUCUCAACCUCGGGGAGCUGCCUGCUCUUCUGGGGUGCAGGCAGCAACUGGGUGAUGAGAUUUGAAUUAGGCGUAGGCGAUGGCAAGAAGCCCAAGGGGCAUAAGUAUGACAUUCCUGGCGUGCAGCAAGCUGCAGCAGGAGACCAGAGAUGCGCCGUCAUCGCUUCCGUUGGACAGCACUACGAACUCAUCGUGUUCGAGAACGACAGCGACGUCCCACAAGCUUACCUUACUAUCGAAACCGAGAAUCGGUCUUUCCCCAUCACCUGUAUGGUUAUGUCCCGCAACGAUAGAUACGUCGCCUUUACUCUUCAGGACCAGGUUCGAGUGUACGAGAUAUGCACACGUACCAUCCAGAGGGUCUCAUUGGGCAGUGGGAUGGGUCGGUUGUCGGACUUUGGUGACCGAUCUGUGAUGGGCGCGUCGCCCAGUGCAAAGGGGACUGCACACGAAUCAAAGAGACAAGAAGCCAUCAUCGAGAGGAAACUUCAAUUUUCCGCGGACGGGAAGCACUUCGUCAUCGCUACUCAUCUCGGAGACCACUACGCAUAUGUCGAUGUGUGGAACUGCACCUUUCAACAAUGGAGUAUCGUCCCUGACAAGUCAAAGUCGUUCAAGCUUCCACCGUGGACGAGCAAUGAUGGAGACUUUACUGGAGUCUUCUAUGACAGUACCCAGCAUGCGGUUCUUCUGACGGCCUUCUUUGCGAAAGAAUACCCGUCGUUUUUCUCCAUGGCGGACGACAAGAUUGUGAACGACUCUUUCAGCGCCAGAGUCGUGCACGCAGCGCAGUCACCAUCUGGAACUCGAUUUAUUCUCGCAAACGGCAUGCGCCAGAUGUAUGUGUGCGAUUCGAAGGCCCAUGGGCGCCUCAAGCAUUCGCUAGCGAAAAAAGCCGCCUCCAAGAUCAACGAGUCCUCAUUCCGGCCCGGACAAUUGGCUGUGUCCUUCCCCCAAGAGACUGAGGCACUUGCUUUCUGGGUUAAAUCGGGCAAGCUGCUGCUGAGGACGAUCCGGAUGCAGGACGGCAUCGAGGCAACCAGCGACUAUGAUCUGCGAUCCGAUUUCGACCGGCUGGCAGUCGAACGACCGCUGGCUGCUGACUUCCAUACACAACGCCGGCGGCACUCAUUGCUAUCGAGCGAGCUGGUGGCGGAGAUUGACGGUUUGCCGUCCAUCCCCCGUCCGGAUUUGCCAGAGUUGUCGUCGAUGUGA
Aspergillus sclerotioniger CBS 115572 is the source of this 3012-nucleotide messenger RNA. RefSeq lists its product as uncharacterized. The coding region runs from base 1 to 3012 and encodes 1003 amino acids. The transcript has 5 exons. The record is from RefSeq and is a predicted model, not a curated record. NCBI's taxonomy places the organism in Eukaryota, Fungi, Ascomycota, Eurotiomycetes, Eurotiales, Aspergillaceae.